CUGAUACUCAAUAUAUAGUCAUGUGUAUAGGCUAUGGUAUGAUAGUUUUGUAAUUUGUAGAGUGCAUCACAGUAAUUUUGGAUGAAGGGGUAUUGCCAUCAGUGACAGGAUUAGUCAGGAUAUCUACAUUUAAUCUAAAUAUGUGCUGUACUUUGUAAUUUAGUAUUGAAUCCAGGCUGUCCGCAUACUGAUUGGCACGUUCAGUGCUUUCUAUUGAAUUUAUCCAAGUUAAAACAUGCAGGUGGGCAAACGGGUGUUGAUAAUCUUUUCCUGAAGCUUCUCUGUAAAAGUCUACCUGUGCAGAAAUUGUGGGUACUACAGUAGAGGAAUCAAGCGCUAUCAUGGCAGGACUUAUCAAACACAAGCAGUAUGACUGGAAGGACUCAAAUUUGGCUUUGUUUGGUUCCGACCUGGAAAGAAAGGUGAAAAAGGAAUCAGCUGGCGGUGAACCAGCCUGGAAAGGAAUUGGUCAUAAUGUUGGUCUAAGGAUAUGGAGAAUAGUGAAAUUUAAGGUGACUGAAUGGCCAAAGCAAGCCUAUGGCAAAUUCUUCAGUGGUGACUCAUACAUCAUUUUAAAUACGUACAAAGAAGAUGGAUCAGAUGAGUUGCUGUUUGAUGUCCACUUCUGGAUUGGAAGAUACAGUACUCAGGAUGAGUAUGGCACAGCAGCUUACAAGACUGUAGAACUGGACACUUUCCUGGAUGACAAGCCAAUACAGCACAGGGAGGUGCAAGGGCAUGAGUCUGAACUCUUCAAAAGUUACUUCAAAACAAUAACCCUACUGGAGGGAGGGGCAGAAUCUGGAUUUAAUAAGGUGAAACCCGAGGAAUACAAACCACGUCUGCUGCACUUCAAAGGGGACAGGAGGAAUGUCACUGUCAAAGAGGUGCCGCGGGUGAAGAAGAGCUUGAACUCUGGGGACGUUUUCAUCCUGGAUUUGGGCCGAAUGAUUUAUCAGUGGAACGGUUCAGGCAGCAACAAGGAUGAAAGAAUGAAGGCCAUGCAAUACCUGAUCGAGUUGAAAAGUGAAAGAGCAGGAAAGGCUCAGUCUGAAACCAUAGAAGAAGAUUCCACGGACCAAGAUCAUGAGUUUUAUGCCAACCUAAACGGUACAGAAGAACAGUGUGAGAAGAAUCAUUCUCCAACUAGCAAAGAACAGGAACUUUUCAGACUGUCAGACUCUACAGGAAGCAUGAAAUUCAAGUUGGAGAAGAAAGGAAUGGUCCAACUACGAGAUUUUGACAGCAAGGAUGUUUUUGUGCUUGAUACUAAGAAAGACCUGAUUGUGUGGGUUGGGAAAGAUGCCUCACAGAAUGAAAAAAAGAAUGCAUUGACAUAUGCUCAUUAUUACCUUAUGAAGAGCCAAACUCCAUUUUUGCCUGUAACAUGUGUGAAGGAAGGGAAAAAGUGUAAACUUUUUAACGUUGCCUUGCAAGCUUAAGCUAGCUACAGUAUUCUGACAUCUGGACAUUGUGUCAUAUAUUGUGUCUUAAACCAUCAUAGAUAGAGGAUUUCCUUUUCCAUAAACUAAACAGUGGUACAUUGUGAUAAACAAAAGAAAACACAAAUAAUACAAUUUUCUUGGUUAUGUCUGUAAAAUACAAAUGUUUUUAAGUAAGUAGGUGCAAAUGUAUGGUUUUCUUAAGGUGUGUCUUAUUUUUCCUGUUGAAUUAAGCAGAAAAAUGUUGCAUAUAUUAUAUCCUUGGCUAAAGAAAUUGAAACUAAUGCUUUUAUACAUGGUUAUAUACGUAUAUGUAUAUAUAUGCUUUUUAAAAAUAGGCCCACUGACAAAGAAGAACCGAACAGAUUUUUUUAAAUUUUCAUAUUUUUAAAUCACUUUUAUAGGUCUUAAUUUAGAGUGGAGUUCCUCUACAGUUUCUUUUUUAAAAAGUGCACAUGAUAAAGAUAAACACUAUAUUGCCUCUCAUGUCAUAAUAUAACAUGUUAAUAGAUUUUAUCUCUCUUUUAAUCAUAUUCAAUAUUGUGAAUGUAGUGAUCACAUGUGUUUGUUUUAAUGUCAUCAAAUGUCUCCUGUUCCCUUUGUCCCAAGUGGGCUAUCCUAAUCCCUCAACCUUUUUUACCACCACUGUGACCAAUACUUUGAAACAUUCUGACAGAACUAUGGGGUGUAGAGAAAUAAUCUGCAGUUUUAGGACGUGGCAGAAGCAAAUCAUUUUUGGUCUCAUUUUCACAAUAAUUCAGUGCAUAAAUAGCACUGAAAAAAACUGCUUCAGUGGUUAAAAAGGUUGAAGAUUUACACAAAGUCACACAUAUUUUAUCAUUUAUUUACCAUGUGUUUACCAAGGUUUUUAAGUCUAUAAUAACUUCCUGUUUUGGAGUUUAUUAUAACAUCUUCAUAUAUUAAAUUCAUAUAUGUUAACUUAGAAUAAGUUUUCUGAAUUGAAACAUGAUUUACUAUUGCUUCAUCUACUGUUACAUAAUUGCAUGAAUAUUGUGUCUAGAAAGCAGUCUGUCAUGUUCCAUGCAGUUUUCUAAAGGCAGUACACUGUCAAGAGCAGCUUUAAAGUAACCUCAAUUUGGAAAGUGCGCAGGUGUAAUACAAAUACAUGUGUGUGUUUACUUGAGUAAAGUAUAAAAGUUGUGGUGAAAAUCUUAUAAUAGCAUUAUAUGGGAGACAGUUAUGCAGAAAGCUUAUGAAUACAAAGUUUUGUGAAACUGGAUUAGUAUAGAUAUAUGUACUGUUGUGUGAUGUUUUGUGUCAAAUACAUGUUUCAAGUUAUA
Molecule: messenger RNA, 2743 nt
Organism: Liolophura sinensis
Lineage: Eukaryota; Metazoa; Mollusca; Polyplacophora; Chitonida; Chitonidae
Product: gelsolin-like protein 2
Exons: 14
Coding region: 342-1442 (366 amino acids)
Biological process (GO): actin polymerization or depolymerization
Cellular component (GO): cytoplasm; actin cytoskeleton
Molecular function (GO): actin filament binding
Source: RefSeq, a predicted model, not a curated record